This is a messenger RNA of Triplophysa dalaica, 2434 nucleotides long. It is a transcript of the gene lrrc31, whose product is annotated as leucine rich repeat containing 31. Lineage: Eukaryota; Metazoa; Chordata; Actinopteri; Cypriniformes; Nemacheilidae. The transcript is spliced from 12 exons. Gene Ontology annotation, molecular function: protein binding. The record is from RefSeq and is a predicted model, not a curated record. Bases 490 to 2217 code for a protein of 575 amino acids.
GUUUUCGAAGCCAUUUCCCGUGAAUGUUUUACCUCCUUUAAUGAGCAACAAAAUUCUCUUCUUUCUCAUUUAAAGGACAGAAAAAAGUAACAGACACCUUUAAAUUGUAUGAUGUGAUUGUGCAAGGUUAACACGUGUUGCCACAUCAUACAGUUUAAGUACAGGAAAUAAUCUUAUCCUUGUACUUUACAUUCUACAAAACGUCUAGACAAACAAGGUCUGUUUGUACUUUGCUCUGAGAUAUGGUAUUCUGCGCGUGACAAAGAAAAUUAUUGUAAGCCUGUUUGCCAAAGUUCAACCCGCCCAAAACUUCCGGGAUCCGGGAUGAGAUCAAUAACAGCUUCUACGGGGGACUGAAUCUACUUAAAAUCAUCGCGCAUGUGUAGACUUUAAAGUUGCAAGAAACACAGUAAGUAUAGCGUCACUUAUUUAACUUCAGGUCACCCCGAGACCUCUGAAAUCAAGUGGGCUGUUUCCAAACUCAAAGCGAUGGAUUCAACAGAUUCUGCUAAAGGCGGUCAGAAAAGAUCUCCUCUGGAUCUGAUUAUGAACCAGCUCAGAAGAAAAACUUCAUUCACGGAAAGAAAGAAACCAUCCGUUGGCCGCCUCUUCCGCCCAUCCGAGAGCAGCGACAAGAGAGAGGUAGGGAUACCUGAAUUAAAAGAAUCAGAGGCCAGUGAAGGAAAAGACAACACUGAACCUAAGAAAGACAUCAACAAUGUGGAUGACGAGACCGGCUCUGUUGUUGGAUGGGGUCGGGUGAAGCAGUUUGUUCAGAAGUUGGGGAAAACCCCACACAGUCAAAAUCUUAACCUGAGCCACUGUGAUCUGACAGCCACAGAUAUGGUGGAACUGGCUACCUUACUGCCAUUCCUGCCUCAUCUGGAGGUGAUUGAACUCUCAUGGAAUGAUUUGGUAGGAGGCUCCUUGAAGGCACUUACGGCUCAUCUGCAGCAUGUGGAGAAGCUGGAGGUACUAAAGUUGUGUAGCUGCAGGUUGACAGCACAAGAUCUCACAGCUCUUGGUGAGUCUUUUGAGUGCAUUCCUCUGGUGGAGGUGCUCGAUUUGUCCUGGAAUGUUGGCGUAGGCGCAGGAAAUUUCAGGGACUUCACAGUGCACCUCCGGUCUGACAACAGGCUGAAAGAACUCCGGCUGGUGGACUGUCAACUCACAGAGUCAGAUAUUACAGCACUGAGUACGGCUCUUCCCAUGUUGUCUAGUUUGAAGGACUUAGAUCUAUCCAAUAAUAAGCUCUUGGUCAAGGGUAUGGAGAACUUUACCUCUUCUCUGAGCUCUGUUCCACGGCUGAAGACCCUGAAACUGAGCAUGUGUGGACUAAAUAAAGACAGCUUUAUUAUUCUGGGUCAAGCUCUCAGAUUUAUCAGUGACCUGGAGCACUUAGACCUGUCCUGCAACAAGGAAGCGAGUGAAGGUCUCACCUCACUGGCCACUAAUCUUACACUUCUCAAGAACCUGAGAAGUCUGGACUUGCAUUUGUGCUGCUUAACAAAGGAAGAUCUGUUGGCUUUAGUCCAGGUAGCUCCAUCUCUUAAAGAGCUCAGAGAGCUGGAUGUCUCCUCCAAUAAAAGUGUUGGAAGCACUCUCCAAGAUCUCCUGCAUGCCCUCCCUCUCCAUCAAAUAUUCAAACUGCCGCUGAAUAACUGUGCUUUGAGCACAUCAGCGUGCCACGUUCUCGCUGCUGCAAUGGUGACGCUGAAACAGCUUGAAAGUCUGGAUUUAUCUUGGAACAAGUGUGUGGGGGAAAACCUGGGGGAAUUUCUGGAGCCCUUGCAGGAGUCUGAGUGCAAACUACAAGAACUCAGACUGUGUAGUUGUAAUUUAACCACCGAGGAUGUGUUACACCUAGAAUCUGCCUGCCAACGUGGUGUUCUGUCCCGGCUGAAGCUCUUGGAUCUAUCUUAUAAUGGCAGCGUUGGAGAUGGAGGUUGGACAUCCUUGUUUGGAAAGGCAAGCGGUCUGAAAGGUCUUGAGGAACUGGAUGUCAGUCUUCAUCCCGCCGCUUCUCUUUCUGCGUCCCCUUGGCUAAACUCAAUGCUGGAGGCCCUUUCGCAACUGCCCAGCUUCACCCGUCUGUCUCUGCAGCACUGGGCUUUAAGUUCAGCUGAAAAAGAAAAGCUGGAAAAAUAUCUUAAAAAGAAGAACGUCAUUCUGGAAUGUGACAGUCCGGCCACGCCCACACCGAAGGCAGAAGGUUAAAAAGAGGCAUUGAGGCCUCUUUGAAGUUCAUGUCUUAAUUGUUAGUGAAUUAGGCGUUGAUUGACAGGUGACAGUCAGAACCAGAUUUGGUUUUACAUUUUGUAUGUUAACCGUUUUUUAAGUGUUAGAUUUUCAUUAAUGUGAUUAUCUUAAAUUAUGAUGUGUUUGUAAAAAAAUGAGUGUACAAAUCAGUAAUAUAUAAAAUAGUUUUUUCGUU